UUAAAUUAUAUAUUAAAAUAUAUGGGUAAUAAUUGUACUGGUUAGUGUGCAGGUUGCUAUAAAAGAGACAUAGAAAUAUUAGUAAGGAUCUUAAAUUGUAUUCAUAGAAAAGUGAAUAACAUCAAGUAUUAUCAGAGAAACCAUAUGAAUCAUUAAGCAGAAAAAGUUCUAAAAAUUAUCUAUAAGAUGCUAUCCCUUUGGGUAGUAAGUGUGAGAUAAAUACAAAACCUAUAACAAAAAGUGUUGUAGAUAUUGUGGGAGAUAAAUCAAAAAAAACAAAGGCUAUAAUAAAAAUCUAGUCUUAAUGGAGAGGUUAUUCAGUUAGAAAAAAGGUUCCAUUUUUGAAUUAAGUUAAAACAAGUGUUGAAACAGAAGUAAGUAAAACAACAGGUAGUUACUUUGAAAGAUUAGGAAAUGAAUAAAAAUUAAAAAAGUAAAUGAAUAUACUUAUUUAAAAGAUUAGCAAAAAUGUAUAAUGGUUAAUGGUUAGGUAAAGAGAGACAUGGUAAAGGUAUUUAAAGUUGGCCAGAUGGAGCAAUAUAUGAUGGUGAUUGGGAACAUAAUAAAGCUAAUGGGAGAGGAAUAUUUCGUCAUGCUGAUAAGAUUGAAUAUGAAGGGUAAUGGAAGAAUAGUAGGGCAUGUGGUUUUGGUAUAAUGAGAUCUCCUAAUGGAGCAUAUUAUGAAGGUGAAUGGGAGAAUGAUCUUUAACAUGGAUAUGGGAAAGAGAAGUGGGCUGAUGGUUCAAUUUAUGAAGGUCAAUAUUAUAGAGGAUUAAAACAUGGAAAAGGAAAAUAUAUAUGGAAGGAUACAAGUUAUUAUGAAGGAGAUUGGUAAAAUAAUAAGAUUCAUGGAUUGGGAGCAUAUCAUUGGUUUGAUGGUAGAGGUUAUAUUGGAUAAUGGUUAAAUGGUAUGAUGAAUGGACAUGGGGAAUAUAGUUGGAGUGAUGGUAGAAAAUAUGUUGGAGAAUAUUAAAAUGAUUAAAAACAUGGUUAUGGAGAAUAUAAAUGGGUAGAUGGAAAAGUAUUUAGAGGAAUGUGGUAAAAAGGAGUUUAACAUGGAGAAGGAGUUUAUGUGACUGUUGAUGGAAGAACUAAAAAAGGAUUAUGGUAAGAAGGUAAAUUAGUUUAAUGGUUGAAAUGA
This is a messenger RNA of Paramecium sonneborni, 1140 nucleotides long. NCBI's taxonomy places the organism in Eukaryota, Ciliophora, Oligohymenophorea, Peniculida, Parameciidae. The record is from the annotation of a GenBank genome assembly.